GAGAGAGAGAGAGAGAGAGAGAGAGAGAGAGAGAGAGAGAGCAGUCAGUUUGAUGCAGAGCUUCACAGAGGACAGCUUCGUGGCCAAAUGAGACCGGACUACCCAAUCAGACCAGACCAAUACUCAACCAGAUGAAACCAGUUUAAUGAGGAUUUGUGUGUGUGUUGAAAGAUCUUUUGUCACAAGAACCUAAGAACAUGUGUAAGAACAUCCAUGUCAGUGUGUGCAUGUUAAAGGUGAAUUAGUGUGAGUGUGAUGUGAAGGCGGUCACCAUGUCUGAGGAGGAAAGGAUUAACUGCACAAUCAGCUAUGCAAUCCACCAGUACCUCUUCUCCAGUGUGUACAUCCUUGUACUAUUGGUUGGUGUUCCCUCCAACAUGUACUCUCUGUACCAUGCUGCUGUACAGCUGAAGCAGAAGAAUGAACUGGGAGUUUAUUUAAUGAACCUCACUGUAUCUGAUCUGUUGUACCUGGCAUCGUUACCAGUGUGGCUACAAUAUUUCAUUCAGGACGACGAUUGGCAUCACAGGGAAUGGUUGUGUCAGUUGUGUGGCUUCCUACUGUAUGAAAACAUCUACAUCAGCAUUGGCUUCCUGUGCUGUAUCAGUCUGGAUCGCUACCUAGCUGUGGUUCAUCCUUUAAGAUUCACCUCUCUCCGCUCUAUGAAUGCAGCAUGGCUUGUUAGUGCUAUCAUCUGGCUGAAGGAGAUUGCAGUAGGCGUGGUCUUCUUCCGCCACAAAGAACUGAGCAAAGACAGCAAGAACCAAUCAGUGUGCUUCGAGCACUACCCCAUGGAGCCGUGGGAGUACCCGAUCAACUACUACCGCUUCACAAUUGGCUUUGUAUUCCCGCUGUCCAUUCUGUCGGUCAGCUACCUGUGCGUCCUCCGUGCUGUGGGCCGGAGCGCAGGGACACAGCCGAUUCAGAAGAUAAGGAUCCGACAGUUGGUCGGCAGCACCAUUCUCAUCUUCCUUGUUUGUUUCUCCCCAUACCAUGUCUUCUUGUUAGUACGCACCCUCCUGGAGCGGGACUGCGACUUUAUUUCAAAAAUAUUUAACUACUACCACCUGUCCCUGCUGCUGACCACCCUGAACUGCGUGGCGGAUCCUGCUCUCUACUGCUUCGUCAGCGAAAGUGCCCGCCGCAGCCUGUACAGAGCCGUAAUCCAACCCUUUGCCAGGAUACUCUGUUGCUGCUGUCGCCGUGGCAAAGCGAGUCCCGCCAACCCGGCUAUAGAUUCACAUGAGGUCCCAACUGACGAGAACAACGUCCACCCAACAGUGAUGCUUCUCACUCACACCAGCACACUCAACAAUGCAAAAACAGACCCUGCCAUAAAAAACACAAUUUUAAUUACACAGAUGGAUGAAAAAACAAUCAUACCCUCAAUUGUACAAAGUAACAAAAAUUGACAAAAGUUUGGACAGUUCUUUAUAGAUCAACUUUAAACCAUUUAAAAAAAGCCUGCUGUGGUUGAGCUUGAAAUUAUGUUGUGUCUGGGCAUUGACAAAAUCAGGUGAGCCAACUUAAUCCACUCUUGGGUGCACUGUUUUUACAGUUACCAUAAUAUUUGCUUUACCUGUCCAUUGCUGCAGCCCCUCUUUUUAGCCUCUCUCUGAAACGCUUGAUUUUAGCUCCUGUCUCUUUAAGCCUGCACUCCAAAAAAAUCUGUCUUCUCUGAUUGGCCGUCUCGUCCAAUCUGUGGUGAGUGGCCAACUGCUUCCAGUGUAUGUAAGAAAACAUGGCCUCCAGUUUCCCUUUACCUGACUUUGUUAGGAGGUGUGUCCGUCCGACUAGCUGCACAUUUAGAAAAUUUGGGGCAGCCUGUCUCAUGAUGUCAAAUGACAUCAUGAUGAUGUGUUCAGGUGAGGUAAUUCAGGUGCAGUGUUGUCUGUUGGGGAGAACAGAUCCCUUUAUUGUAGAAUAUAUAACACCCUAGAGGAAUCUGAAAAAGCUUUUAAGUCGUAAAAUCACGAUUUUGCCCAUCAUUCUAUACUCAGUAACCCAUCCAAAAAGCUGCAUCAAUUUACAGAAGUAUUCAGACACUUUGCUUUGGCUCCAAAUUGUGGUCAUGUGCCUCCUGAUGUUUGACCAUCUGGGGAAAAUGUAUUUGAGUGGACACACAAACACACCUGUGUAUAAGCUCCUACAGUUCAUGCUGCAGUUCAGAUAAAACACAAGCAAGGAACUGGACUGUGGACCUUGCAACAGAAUUAAAACCAUUUUCCAAAGCUCUGAGUGUUUCCAAGAAGUUACAAUGGCUUGAAUAAUUGUGAAAAGGAAAACGUGUAUAAGCAUCAAGACUUCAGUUCCCAGAUACUCCCCAUCCAGUCUGGUUGAUAUUUAGAGGGAUUGUCAAAAGAUAAACUGGCCAAAUCAAAGAUUGUUGAAACUAACUGCUGCCAAAGUCUUCAACUCUACUAAUGGGUUGUCACCUUGUCAUAACCUUGUCUAGCCCUAACCCUAACCCUAGGGGGCAAUGAGUGUAGGUUGAGUAAAACUGCACUACAGUCAUCUUCUGAUUUCACUAUUAGAAUAAGUGAAUUUUUUAUGUACUAUAAUGAUGGGAGGGAUAAGUCUUUAAGAGUGAAAACAAGUGAACCAAUUAUUCUCUUUUUGCAGCGCAGUCUGAUCCUUUCAAAAAUCGAUCUGAUAUACUACCUAGAGAAAAACACAUUACUUUCACAAUUCUUCUACCUAUUGAGAUAAAGCAACAGCACAAAUACACAGUACCAGAACAUAUGUAAUCCAACUUUGAAGUGGUAUUGAAAUCCCAAAUGCAGCAUAAGCACAUAUUGAUGUGACAUAUUACAUGACAGUAAAUCAAUACAUGAACGGUGUGAUAAUGUCGCAGUGUAUAGAAUUUAGUGGUGAAUGUGCAUGUUGCAGGUCAAUACCCCUCACCUCAUUCUCCCCUUCCCAACAUGAAAGAGAACCUGUGGUAACCUUCAGUUGUCAUAAAAACUCAAAAGGUGUUUAGAUUGUCCAGUCUGGGCUACUACAAGAAACAUGGCUGCCUCCAUAGAGAUGCCC
Platichthys flesus (European flounder) is the source of this 3033-nucleotide messenger RNA. Its product is annotated as ovarian cancer G-protein coupled receptor 1-like. The record is from RefSeq and is a predicted model, not a curated record. Bases 273 to 1412 code for a protein of 379 amino acids. Lineage: Eukaryota; Metazoa; Chordata; Actinopteri; Pleuronectiformes; Pleuronectidae. Gene Ontology annotation, molecular function: G protein-coupled receptor activity. Gene Ontology annotation, cellular component: membrane. The transcript has 7 exons. Gene Ontology annotation, biological process: cellular response to pH; G protein-coupled receptor signaling pathway.